AUGCGAUGUGAGCUGUGUGAAACCGCUGUGGUGCAGAUGCACUGUGAUACAUGUCUUGUCAACCUGUGUAAAGCUUGUGUGGGAAAACACAUUGCAGCUGAUCUCUCAAAACCUCAUAAAAUUGUUGAUUUCAAAAAUAUUGGAAGUUUGGAGGAAAGAAAAGACAAACUAAGAAAAGAUCAUAUUGAAUUAAAUGAGGUUAUUUAUCCAACAUACCAAGACAUUGUCUCUGAUGUACAAAACAGAAUAAGUCAGAAACUAAAAGCUGAAUAUGAUGAGAUUAAACACAAGCAGAUUCAAGCUCUACAAGAACAACUGGAUGACAUAAACAAAAAAAUUAUUGAAAUCAAGGAUGAAAUCAAUUCAAUAGACAAAGCUGUUACCUCUUAUACUGUUUCCAAACUAUUUAGCACUACAUUUGAUGUAGAUAAGUACAGACAGCUACCACAUAAAAUUACGCUUUAUUCACCUACAUUCACCAAAGGCAAAAUCAAUGGAGAGCAACUCAGUGAACUGUUUGGAACUUUAUCAUUAACUUCCCUAUCCCCAGAAAAGAAAGGUUACAACAUAAAGACAUCACAGAAAUUACAUGAAGUUGGAUCCUCUGCUCCAGUCAAACAGCUGCUUGAUGAACCAGAGACUGUCACCACCAUAAACACUGGUUAUAAAUACCUUUACAAUGUGGCCUGUUUCAGUGAUGAAGAAAUCUGGACAAGUGGGGAUGACAGCACAAUGAAACUUUUCAGCAUCAAUCAGGGAUCACUACUCAAGUCAAUCACAACUAAGUCAGGGACUACACACUUUAGCAUAGAAGUGACAAAAAGUGGAGACCUAGUUUAUACCGAUUACAAGGAUAGAACUGUUAACAUUGCGAAGAAUGAGAAAAUAAAUGUUGAGGAAAUGAUCCGUCUACAGGAUUGGAAACCUCGUGCUGCCUGUACUACUUCAUUGGAUGAUCUGCUGGUUAUCAUGGCCUGUGUGGGAGAACAUGCUGCAGCUGAUCUUUCAAAACCUCAUAAAAUUAUUGAUUUCAAGGACAGAAACUCCACUUCUCUCUUCCCUAGGUGUACAUCUCAUGAUAAAGAGGGAUGUAAAAUGUACUGCAAGCAUUGUUACAUUCCUGUAUGUACCAAGUGCAUUGCAUCUGAUCAACACCUAGGACAUAAAUUAUCGGAAGUCUUGAAAGUUUUGGAGGAAAGAAAAGACAAGCUAAGUAAAGAUCAUAUUGAAUUACAUGAGAUUAUUUAUCCUACCUACCACAAAAUUGCCUCUGAUGUCCAAAAUAGAAUGAGUAAGUUAGAAAAGGAAUAUAGAGAUCUCUUAACAGCCAUUACAAAACACGAAGAAGACUGGCACAGAGAAAUUGACAAACUUGUCAAGAAACUUAAGGCUGAAGUUGAUGAAAGGAAAACCACACAGUUACAAACUCUACAGAAACAUCUAGAUGAAAUAAACGAAACAAUUAUUAAAAUAAAAGAAGAAAUCGAUUUAAUUGAUGAAGUUAUCAAUUCUCAUGAAAUUUCCAAACUAUUCAGGAAUACAUUUGAUGUAGAUAAAUAUAGGCAGCUACCACUUAAAACUGUGCUUUCCCCACCCUCAUUCACCCAAGGAAGAAUCAAUGGAGAGCAACUUAGUAAGCUGUUUGGAACCUUAUCAUUAACUUCCAUAUUAUUAGAAAAGAACUGCUACAGCAUGAAAGAAACAAAUCACAAAUCACAAGAAGCUGGAUCCUCUCCUUCAGUCAAACAGCUGCUUGGUGAACCAGAGUUUGUCUCCACCAUAAACACUUGGUAUGGAAAUCACCUUUACAGUGUUGUCUGUCUGAAUGAUGAAGAAAUCUGGACAAGUGGAAAUAUCAGCACCAUGACACUAUACAGCAUCAAUCAGGGAUUAGUACUCAAGUCAAUCACAACUAAGUCCGCGAACUGGCCGACUGACAUAGCAGUGACAAAAAGUGGAGAUUUAGUUUAUAGCGAUAAUGGUGAUAGAACUGUGAACAUUGUGAAAAAUGGAAUGAUAGAGGAAUUAAUCAGACUACAGAACUGGAGACCUCACGGUGUCUGUAGUACCUUCUCUGGAGACUUCCUGGUUAUCUUGCUCAGUGAUGAUAACAAACAAACAAAAGUUGUCCGUUGUUUUAGCUCUAAUCAGAAACAAACUAUUCAGUUUGAUGAUAAUGGUAGACCUCUCUUUUCAUCUGGUUCUCAUUAUUACAGAUUUAUAACUGAGAACAGGAACCUGGAUAUCUGUGUAUCUGAUGAUGGAGCUAAAGCAGUAGUGGUGGUCAAUCAGGCUGGAAAACUAAGAUUCAGGUACACUGGGCAUACAAAGAAAGGAUCAUUUACUCCACGAGGAAUCACCACAGACAGUCAGAGUCACAUCCUUACAGCUGAUAAUACAUAUUACAACGACUUUGUCCACAUUAUUGACCAGGAUGGACAGUUCCUCCGUUACAUAAACUGUGGACUGAGAUAUCUUUUGAGACUGUGUACGGAUUCAAAUGACAAUCUGUUUGUUGCUCAAUGUGGAAACAACCAAGUGAAGAAAAUCAAAUAUCUUCAGUGAAGUCCAUCAGAAUACUAUAGACGAUACAAUAGUUUUGAUAUUAAAA
This is a messenger RNA of Saccostrea cuccullata (small rock oyster), 2611 nucleotides long. RefSeq lists its product as uncharacterized. Gene Ontology annotation, biological process: negative regulation of translation; proteasome-mediated ubiquitin-dependent protein catabolic process; protein polyubiquitination. Bases 1 to 2565 code for a protein of 854 amino acids. The transcript is spliced from 4 exons. Gene Ontology annotation, molecular function: zinc ion binding; protein binding; translation repressor activity. NCBI's taxonomy places the organism in Eukaryota, Metazoa, Mollusca, Bivalvia, Ostreida, Ostreidae. The record is from RefSeq and is a predicted model, not a curated record.